GACCAAAACUUCUUCAAUCAUGAAAUUAGAAACUAGUAUGACACAAUCACCUAUUGGAAAUUCAAGAAGGCGCGGCGACGAUGGAGAUUUUAACCUUAGAGAAUGGACUCUUAAGGCCAAAAUUAGAAGAGAAAAUACAAAUUCAAGAAGAUUUUCAGCUUCUUAUAUUAGAAGUUUUAGAGAAGAUGCAAAAUCUUUUAGAUCAAAUAUUUCCAUUUCUAGUACUGCUUCUUCCCCUGGCCACAUCACCUUAAGAGAUGAAAUUGACCCAUCAACUUAUUCUUUUACCACUGCCCUUAAAGCAUUGCAGGCAAAAACAACAUAUAGUUGGGAAUACAUGUCACCAGAUGGAUUGGCUUUAAACUCGAAGUGGAAUGAAGCUGAGAAAUAUAUAUGCAAUCCUUUAUCAGGGGAAGUUCCAUUAGAAUGUUUAUCUGCAAAAACACUAAGUGGGAGAUCGUUUCGACAAUUAACCAUGUCUGCACCUUUGAUUUAUCCUUCACAAUAUCAGACUAAACAAUUCCGUCCAAAACCUCCUACAAAAGUAGUACCUCAUUUGCCUCCACAUGAACUACAAAUCCAAAUUCCAACCAAAGAGAAGGUUAGCAUUACAAGAGAUGUGGGAACACAGAGUAGUACUCCAGGCAAUUACUUAAGUUCAAAGAGUCCAAGUCCUGCUCGUACUCCAUCCAUUGAGGAAAGAUCAACAAAACGUUGUGUAGCUGAUGAUUCACCUAUGACUACUCCUGAAAUCAAAUCUCAGGAAAAGGUGGAAGUGAAAGAAACAAGAGGGAAAGAAGACGCAAAAAGAAAUGAGGAACAGCUGGAGCUGGAAGGUGAGAGAAAUAAUAAUAAUAAUAAUAAUAAUAAGCAGGAGCAGAAGAGUACUAAAUGCAGCAGGCAAGGAUGCUUGUCAUGGAGGCCAAGAUUGUGCAUGAGACAAAAGCAGAAAGAGAAAAAACAUAGUAAAUCAAUAAAGAAGAAGAAGAAGAACAUCUUUCUUUGCCAUGAUAUAAAUGGAUGCUAAAUCAAUAUUACUUGUCUCUUCUCUAUAUAUUUCUCUCUUCUUUCUUAGAAGAUAGUACAACAAAAUCUAGCUAUGAGAGAAAUUAAAGUGCAAUCAUGAAGAAUGCCAUCAGAACUGAAUAUAUAUACUCCAUAUGUUCUCUAAAGAUUCUUUUGCCUUCUAGUUAUAGCUAUAUAUGUACUUUUCCU
Solanum verrucosum is the source of this 1215-nucleotide messenger RNA. RefSeq lists its product as uncharacterized. The record is from RefSeq and is a predicted model, not a curated record. NCBI's taxonomy places the organism in Eukaryota, Viridiplantae, Streptophyta, Magnoliopsida, Solanales, Solanaceae. Bases 20 to 1027 code for a protein of 335 amino acids. The transcript is spliced from 5 exons.